Molecule: messenger RNA, 388 nt
Organism: Pan troglodytes (chimpanzee)
Lineage: Eukaryota; Metazoa; Chordata; Mammalia; Primates; Hominidae
Product: elongin-C-like
Exons: 1
Coding region: 26-388 (120 amino acids)
Biological process (GO): ubiquitin-dependent protein catabolic process
Source: RefSeq, a predicted model, not a curated record
CAAAGGAGGAUUUCAUAAGAACAAAAUGGAUGGAAAGGAGAAAACCUAUGGUGGCUAUGAAGGCCCUGAUGCCAUGUAUGUCAAAUUGAUAUCAUCCAAUGGUCAUGAAUGUAUUGUAAAAAGAGAACAGGCAUCAACACCAGGCACAAUAAAAACUAUGUUGAAUGGCCCAGAUGAGUUUGCUGAGAACAAAACCAAUGAGUUCAAUUUUAGAGAGAUUCCUUCACAUGUGCUAUUAAAAGUAUGCUUGUAUUUUGCAAACAAGUUUCACUACAGUAACAGCUCCACCAAGAUUCCCGAAUUCCCAAUAGCACCCGAAAUUGUGUUAGAACUGCUGCUGGCUGCCAGCUUCCUAGAUUGUGAAAAAAAAAUUAUAAUAAACUGUUAA